Messenger RNA from Penicillium concentricum, 444 nucleotides. RefSeq lists its product as uncharacterized. The coding region runs from base 1 to 444 and encodes 147 amino acids. The record is from RefSeq and is a predicted model, not a curated record. NCBI's taxonomy places the organism in Eukaryota, Fungi, Ascomycota, Eurotiomycetes, Eurotiales, Aspergillaceae. The transcript has a single exon.
AUGUCCGCACACACAUUGCUCCUCAAACUCCGACUCGCCUUACAAGGCGAGGUAGCAGAAAUUGCGUUCAAAUAUUUCGUAACGCACCCGACCUGUUGGCUGCUUUUGACUACCAUCAAAAACGCUUGUGCAGACCAGCUUUGCGACAUCUUCGGGGCAGGCUGGAUUGAGAAGGAGAACCAAUUGCCCUGGAUGGUUGGCUAUAUCUUCCUUGCUGCAAGUAAUGUGGAUCGUGCGGCGAAUUUGGUUGCCAAGAAGCGGCCUGGCCAGGUGACAUCCCAGCUAAUGGUCACCGCUGCUGCAGUUCUUAAUUCAAUGUUGGAAUCGGUAAUGGGGGCUUUCACGGCUAGGAUUUUGAGUCAGUUCCAUGAUAUUCACAUCGGAGGGGUCUAUGAGUCAAAACGAAACCCUGAAAUUGAGACAGCGAGAGAGAGGGUUGGGUAG